Molecule: messenger RNA, 812 nt
Organism: Aureobasidium pullulans EXF-150
Lineage: Eukaryota; Fungi; Ascomycota; Dothideomycetes; Dothideales; Saccotheciaceae
Product: ARF/SAR superfamily
Exons: 6
Coding region: 49-594 (181 amino acids)
Biological process (GO): protein folding
Cellular component (GO): microtubule cytoskeleton; cytoplasm
Molecular function (GO): GTP binding; GTPase activity
Source: RefSeq, a predicted model, not a curated record
UCUCACUUCCGUCAUCAUACAUCAUUUGAGUAACCGUUUCCAGGCAGAAUGUUGUCAAUACUGCGAAAAGCGCGUCUCAAGGACAAGGAGAUGCGAAUCCUGAUGCUUGGACUCGACAACAGCGGCAAGACGUCAAUAGUGAAGAAUAUCAUGGGCGAAGACAUCAACACAGUCUCGCCAACUCUAGGCUUCAUCAUUAAAACAAUCGAUUAUGAUGGAUACAAGCUGAACAUCUGGGACGUUGGCGGGCAGAAGACGCUUCGGACAUACUGGAAGAACUAUUUCGAGAAGACGGACACGCUUAUAUGGGUCGUCGACGGCACGGAUCGGGAACGAAUUGACGAUUGUCGACAAGAACUGGAGGGGCUGCUCCUGCAAGAGCGGUUGAUGGGAGCCAGUCUGCUCGUGUUCAAGAACAAGAGCGAUGUGUCAGGAUGCAUGGAUUCGGACGAAAUACGCAAGGCCUUACGACUCGACACGAUUCACACGCACAGGUGGAACAUUAUGGAGUGCAGCGCAUUGACUGGAUUGAACCUUCAGGAAGGCCUCAAAUGGGUAGUGCAAGACGCCAAGGACCGGCUCUUUUUGUAUUGAGGGGCUGGGAGAUUGUGUAUCGAAUCUUCUAUAGGAGGAGGAAGAGGAUGAUUAGGGGCAGAUCUGGCAUGAGCAGACCCCUGAUCUCAAAUACGCAGUCAAAAAACAAUCAAAAUAUAUGAGGAGUGCACAAAGAUGUUCUGCAGGGAAGUUGACGGAGGUGUUUCAAGAGCGAACGGGGAAUAGAGGGCUUGGCACGGCGCGUUUAGAGAUGCGGU